AUGUGGGCAGAGCCAGUGCCAGUCAGACUCUGGCCUGAACUCCUAGCGAGCGUGGCUGUGAGGUGUGGAUGGUCGAGCCAGGUUCCUCUGGUGCUGAGUGGUGCCUGUUCUUGGCAGGUCCCAGUGCCAAUCCCAGAACAACCAGCAGGGUUUCCCCAGCCCUGCCUGGCUGGGGCAGAGCGUACUUGCAACACUGACAGGAAACAUCCCCCAGUCAGACGUGGGCAGGCGACGGGGCUUUAGGGAGGUGGGAGGGUGUCCUAGGGUGAUGUUAUGAUGCUUGUACCCCCAAUGGUGUGUUCUGUUCAUGAUGGAUAUUAUGUCCUGUGCCUUCAAGACUGGCUCUGAAGAGGGAAUAUUUUGUUUUGGUUUAUCAGCCUGCUCCCCCAUGGCUGGUGUGACACAGAGAUGGGGCAGUACAUAGUGUGGCGUUUGCUUUUUGCUUUGCUCUUGCUUCUGCUGUGCUCCUGCUUUGUCCUUGCUUUUUGCUUCUGCUCAUUAGUUAGUUUAGCUAAGCAGUCCAAAUUUUUCCCUAGACUGUUUUUCCUUUCCCUUUUUGGAACCACUCGAGCCUGCUCUGGACUGGGACCUGGGAAACACCGAGAGUUUGCAUCCUGUGGCAGCAGCAGCCAUCCCCAGCGCCGGAGGGAUUGAUAACAGAGCGACCACUCCCAGGAGAGACUCUGAACUUGUCAUUCUUUUCAGAUCGGUGAAAGAAUGCUGUCAUCUGAUAUUGUUCAGUUUGUGUGCUGGGGGUGUUUUGCCUGUUAAAUAAACAGGUUCUUUCCACUUCUCUCUGAGGAACGCUUCCUGAACCGGUAGGAUCAUUGCAGUGAGCUGGGCCCUGGCAUAUGCUGAUAGCACACUGCUAGAUGCUCUAGGGCAGCAGAGAGAGGAAGGGGUGCAGGGAGAUGAAUCAGCAGCUAUCCCAGUCACUCAGGCUGCAGCCAACACCCCAGGCUUGAAGCCAGCAGUUAAACCAGAGAGCCAGCCUAAGCCAGCAGCUAAACCAGACAAUAAGCCUCAACCAAUGGCUGCUGCUACUAGCACUAGAACUGGAAAGUGCACAGACAAGGCUGAUCGACCAGUGGAUGAUGAUGAUGAGGAUGGUGAUGAUGCAGGAGAAGAGCCCUCAGCGCUUCCUGACAUAAAAUCAGGUGCAAGAUAGAAGCCAAUAUUGAGUCCUUUUCCCUGAAGGACCUUUGUGGCCUAAGGAAGGAUUACACCCAAUUAUCUGAUGAAUCCAUAAUUAGCUGGUUAGUCCAUCUUUGGGAUGCUGCAGGCGAGGCUACAAUUCUGGAUGGCACUGAAGCGAGGCAUUUGGGAUCCCUGUCACAGGAUCCUGUCAUUAACCAAGGAAUGAUGAGGGGGGCUAACCCUCACAGCCUCUGGGCACAUUUCUUGGACAGUGUAGCACAAAGACACCUGUGUGCAGAUGAUCUCUGUAUGUAGUAAACCCAGUGGAAGACCAUAGAACAAGGGAUCCAACACCUGAGAGAAAUGGCAGUGGCAGAGAUUGUCUUCUCAGAUGACAUAACACCUAGGAAUCCAGACCUGGUAGGUACCAUGUGCAUCUGUGAUGUGGCGAAAACUUGUACGACUUGGGCCACACAAAUAUGUUUCUGCUUUAGCAGUAAUGAAGUGGGAUGACAGGGAUGAGACUGCGCUUGAUAUGGCAAAGAAGCUCCAAGCAUAUGCAGAUGCUGUACAGGGCCCAACACAUGCCAGAAUUGCCAGCAGUGGAAACACAUCUGCAGAAAUUAGAGGGCAGGAUAGAGGAGAAUAGUAAGAAACUCAGGGAGGAGAUUAAGGAAGACCUUCUGCAAAUCUGGGCAGUACCAAUCAGAGGUUCUGGUAUACAGAUGUUCCCUAGAUGAGGGAGAGAAGGUACACCUUCUCUGAGCUGAGCUGUGGUUCUUCCUGCGUGAUUGUGGAGAAAACAUGAGGAGAUGGGAUGGAAAAUGUACUGCUGCUCUGGCCCAACAGGUGUGUGAAUUGAAGGAAGGCAAGACUCCGAGAGGAAGUUCCAGCAAAAGGAAAGCAACUCCAGUUGCUUGUGGACAAACUGCCAGGUAUGAUGAUUAUGACGUGUCCAAUCCCCUUGAAGGAAUCUCCAAGACAUAUGCCCAAGGAAAGAAGGAUAACCAGGCUUAGAGGGGCCCUCCUCUAGCCAGGUAGGGGCUAGAGAAAAACGUGGUUUUUGGACUGUGUGGAUUCAUUGGCCUGGCACAUCUGAACCACAAGAAUAUAAAGCUUUGGUUGACACUAGUGCACAGUGCAUAUUAAUCCCAUCAAGACAUGUGGGGAUAGAAAUCUGUCUCCAUUGCUGGCGUGACAGAGGAAUCACAGGAUUUUACUUUGGUGAAAGCUGAUGUGAGCCUGACUGGAAAUGAGUGGAAGAAUGUGACUAUUGUGACUGGCCUGUUGUGACUGGCCCAGAGGCCCCAUGUAUGUUGGGCAUAGAUUACCUGCAAGUGGGUAUUUCAAAGACCCAAAUGGACUCGGGGACAUUCAGGAUAGUGGCUGUAGUGACACAGGGCAUCCAGCAAUUGAACCCCCUGCCUUGACUGUCCAAGAAUCUAUCUGCAAUAGGACUUCUGAAGGGAGAAGAGCAACAGGUACCAAGCACCAUUUCAACAGUGUAUCACCGACAGUACAGAACCACUCGAGGUGCUGUGGUUCCCAUCCAUAAAAUGAUCUGAGAGCUGGAGAGCCAAGGGGUGGUCAGCAAAACCCACUCACCCUUCAACAGCCCCAUGUGGCCUGUGCAUAAAUCUGGAGGAGGAUGGAGACUGAUGGUGGACUACUGUGCAUUGAAUGAAGUGACUCCACCACUGAACACUGCCGUGCCAGACAUGUUAGAGCUGCAGUACGGCUUGAGCCCAAGGCAGUGAAGUGGUACGCCACUAUCGAUAUUGCCAAUGCAUUUUUCUCCAUUCCUCUGGCAGCAGAAUGCAGGCCUCAGUUUGCCUUCACAUGGAGGGGCAUGCAGUACACCUGAAACCGACUGCCCCAGGGGUGGAAGCACAGUCCUCUGCCAUGGACUGAUCCAGACUGCACUAAAAAAGUGAGGCUCCAGAACACCUACAGUAUACUGAUGACAUCAUUGUGUGGGGGACCACAGCUGCAGAAGUGUUUGAGAAAGGAGAGAAAAUCAUCCAAAUGCUUCUGGAAGCUGGUUUUACCACCAAAAGAUCAAAUUUAAGGGACCAGCUUGUGAGAUUCAGUUCCUAGGAGUAAAGUGGCAAGGCAGAUGGUGUCAGAUUCCUAUGGAUGUCAUCAACAAGAUCACAGCUAUGUCUCCACCAACCAAGAAGAGGGAAACACAAGCUUUCCUAGGUGCCAUGGGCUUUUGGAGAAUGCACAUUCCUGAGUACAGUCAGAUCGUGAGUUCUCUUUACCUUGUCACCUGCAAGAAGAAUGAUUUCCACUGGGGCCCUCAGCAGCAACAAGCUUUUGCCCAGAUUAAGCAGGAGAUCACUCAUGUGGUAGCCCUUGGCCCAGUCUUGGCCCAGGACAGGACGAGAUGAGAAGAACAUACUCUAUUCUGCAGCUGGGAACCGUGGCUUGUUCUGGAGCCUUUGGCAGAAGGUACUUGGGGAGACUCGGGCUUGACCACUAGGAUUUUGGAGUUGAAGCUAGGUUUGAAGCAAACUACACCCCAAUGGAGAAAGAAAUCUUGGCUGCCUAUGAAAGAGUCCAAGCCACCUCAGAGGUGAUUGGUACAGAAGCACAACUCCUCCUGGCACCCUGACUACUGGUGCUGGGGUGGAUGUUCAAAGGCAAGGUUAUAUCCACCCACCAUGCCACCGGUGCUACAUGGAGCAAGUGGAUUGUUCUUAUCACACAGUGCACCCAAAUUGGUAAACUGAAUCAUGCUGGAAGUAAGUACAAAUUGGCCCAAAGGUGAAAAUUUUGGUGUCACAGAUGAAGAACAAGAACCAGUGACACGGCCUUAAGAAGCUGCACCAUAUAACCAACUGCCAGCAGAGGAAACACGCUAUGCUCUUUUCACUGACGGUUCCUGUCGCAUCGUAGGAAUGAAUCGGAAGUGGAAAGCAGCCGUAUGGAGCCCCACACCACAGGUCACAGAGGCCACUAAAGGAGAAGGUUGAUCAAGCCAACUUGCUGAACUUAAAGCUGUUCAACUGGUCCUGGACAUUGCAGAAAGAGAGAAGUGGCCAAAGCUCUAUCUCUACAGUGAUUCAUGGAUGGUAGCCAAUACUCCGUGAGGAUGGCUGGAGAGGUGGAAGGAGGCUAACUGGCAGCGUAGAGGAAAACCAAUUUGGGCUGCUGAAGAGUGGAAAGACAUCGCUACCAGGAUAGGGAAGCUACCUGUGAAAGUUCAUCAGAGAAAAAACAGGACCAGAUGGCUUUAUCAGAGAUGCCAUGCCAGGCUCAGGGAGAGCUGUUUCCAGCCCGAGAGCAGGAAGAGCAGCUCAGGAAGCGGGUGGAAGAGCCACAGCAGAAUGGCCAGAACAUCAAGGCAGAGAAACAAGCAGAGCUGCCCAAAGCUCAGAGUGCCAUCAUGGCAGUGAAGAGGAGGAAGAAGGAAGACAUGAGAAGAAUUCCAGAGGAGAUUCAUCUCCACCAGCACAGGGGCGAUCAACAAAAACAGGUAAGUGAAAGAGUGGCAGCCACUCCACCCAUGAAACAGCAUGUUUAUUCUUGCUUACAGACCAUCAAGGAAGAUGCGGAGGCAGAGCUGCAGGAAUCUGAGGAUAGGAACAAGGCACGGGUGAGGAGGCUGGAGGAAGAAAUGAAAAUCAUCAGAGAGAAACUUAACCGGCUCCCUUGGGCUCUACAAAAGCAAGUGACGAAAGGAACAGCUGUCUCUCCCGUGGCUCCCUCUGCUCCCAGAGAAGAAGGCAAAGAGGAGCAAAGGGAGCGAGAGAAGCAGAAGCAGCCCUCUGUUUUGACAGCCCAGGCUGCUCCUUGCAAGAGAGGAGAAUGGUGAACGUGGAACAUCCCGCAAUGAAAUACAUGGAACAGGAACACAUUGGCAGCGGGUGAGUCCAACUGCAGUUACUUCUGCACAGCCAUGGGCCAGGAGUUUUUCUGGUGGAAUGUCUAUCCAGCGUGAAGUCAGGCCAGAUGGAAAUAUGUUCACACCCUGGGGAUAGAUUGUCCCAUCUCUCAGUGCUGCUCAGAAUUUGGGAGUGUGCUCAGAAGGCUUUGUCAGAGAGAUCUCCAUGCUGCCGAGGUCUUGCCUGCAUCAAGGAACAAGACCUGGAAUAUCUCCUCUCUGUCAA
Molecule: messenger RNA, 5252 nt
Organism: Passer domesticus (house sparrow)
Lineage: Eukaryota; Metazoa; Chordata; Aves; Passeriformes; Passeridae
Exons: 5
Coding region: 4370-4957 (195 amino acids)
Source: RefSeq, a predicted model, not a curated record